AUGGCUAGUGCGAGUUAUUAUCCUCUUGUGUGGAGCGUUGUCCCGCAGGUUGACUUUCGUUCGAAGGUUAUAAGAGUUCAUGGACAAUUUGACAAUGUACAACAGCCGAUCAUACCUCUAGGUUUUGGUGAUCAGAAUACCCAAAACGGUUUCGGAUUACCGGUAGGCAACGGAUUUUUAUCUGGCCCUCAAAUUGGCGGAACAGGACAAUUUGUUGGACAACCCCAACAACCACAACAGCCACUGCAACCUCAGCCACCCCUACAACCACGGCAACCCCAACAACCGCAGCAGCCUCAACAACAACUGCCAGCUCCUACUGCAGAAAUCGAUUGUGGAUUUCCAGGCAUAACUGGGCCACAAUGUACUGGGAAGGGAUGUUGCUUUCGACCAGGCCCGCUAAGCCAAUUCUGGUGUUAUGAAGCACUUCGACCACCUGUCAUUGGCCAAAAUUGUCCAAAGCUUGUACCACCACCUCCACCAGUGCAACCUCAAAUACCAGUUGUGACGCAACAGCAACCACAGGCACAGCCACCUCCUCCAGAAUGUGUAGUUGACAAUUCUAAAAGAGUUACAUGCGGGACAGGAUUAACGCAACAACAAUGUUUGGCUCAAAAGUGUUGUUUCGACAGUAAUGCUGCAAAUGAUCCCAAACAGUGCUAUUUCAGCAAACUGAAUGCACCAAAACUCUCAAAAUGGUCAGAAUGGACAGAUUGUCCAAAAACAAACUGUAAAGGGGAAACUAAAAGAACUAGAUAUUGUAGUUAUUUUGAUGGACGUCGAGCUCCAAAAGAACUAUGUAAUGGCAAAGUAAAAGCCACAAAAGCCUGCACUUGUUUCACGAGAAAAUCUGUAGAAAGACCUGUAACAAGUGUAAGGAGGCUCCACCAAGCAAACCAACGGCAGCUCCAACUGUAUCAGAAAACUCUGGCUGUACUCCAAAGAACUCUUCCUGCUCCAACUGCAGCAGUUGUAACCAAACCCACACCAACAGCACCUCCAUGUGAAGAUGAUUAUCCUCUUGCAUGCAAAACUGAUGAAAUCAAGGCUAAUUGUAAUGAUCCAAAAGAAAGAGAAGAUAUGAAACUUUACUGUGCCAAGACUUGUGGAUUUUGCCCCAAAGCAAUUGUCCUGAGUGAAUGCAAAGAUAAGUAUCCAGAAAAUUGUAAACAACUCAAGUCAACUUGUACAACUGGUGAUCCAAAAGAUGUCGAAAGCAUGCGGAAAAAUUGUCCCCUUACCUGCAAUGCAUGUAAUGAGGUGUCUGCUGCAGCUGCGGCAAUUACACCAGCAACUGUCUUGGAAAUAACUCUUGCUACUGGUCUUCCCACACCUUAUGUUCCGGUUGAUGGUGAAUGCAUAGACAGAGUAAAAUUUUGUGAAAAUGCAAUUACUUCAUGUAACAAUGAUGGUCCAGGUGGUGAUGCCAUGAGGGAAAAUUGUGCAAAGACAUGUAACACUUGUCCAAAAAAAACUUCUGACCCUGUUAUUCAACCGGUCAAUCCAACUCCAACAGAUCCAACUGGUGUACAGUCUGAUUGUAUUGACAGAGUUUCAUAUUGUGAAAGAGCAAAAGCUUCUUGUAAUGAAAAGGGUGAAAUAGGAGAUGGCAUGAGAGAAAAUUGUAAAAAAACAUGUGGCAUGUGUGGAAAACCUGCAACCAUCUUUGUUCCAGCUGUGUCGCCUACACAAGCUAUUCUACAGUUAAUAGAAACAGCAACUCCAACUCCAAGACCUGCAGUAGCUGGAAAUUGUAUUGAUAAAAUUGACAACUGUGCUUCGACGAUAAACCUAUGUUCAAGUACCGGAUCAAUUGCUGAAAUAAUGGCGAAAAGCUGUCAACUGACAUGUGGAAAGUGUCCAAAUCAGCAACGCCCACAACAACCUAGACCAACUCAACCCAGGCCAGGUACUUUGGCUCUGCCUCUGGCUUUAAGUCAAUCUACUGAUAUUCCUGCUUCAAAUUCUUCUGCUUCCCCAACUUUGCAAAACAUACAGCAAACUUGUCAAAAUGAUUUGAGUAACAGUGAUUGUGAAGUGAAGAAAUAUUUGUGCUCUGAUCGUGACUCAUACUGGCAACAAUUGUGUCGUCGAACAUGUAAUACAUGUGGCCAGGUAUUUGAAUUUGUGGACACAAAUACAAAUAAGCCUUUCAUUCCAAGAGCAACUCCAGCUCCAUCUCCACCAAGACAAAUUCGUCCUGCCCCAAAUUGUAAAGAUGGUAUUCGUGAUUGUCCAAAACACCCAGAACUUUGUGACUUGCCUCAAAGUGGUUGGCCAGCUACUUGUCGCAAGACUUGUAAUACCUGUGGUAAAAAUAUAGUUGUUCCCACCCGAGCACCAAGGCCAGCUACACCUGCACCAAGGCCAGCUACACCUGCACCAAGGCCAGCUACACCUGCACGAAGGCCAGCUACACCUCGCAUCAUUACACCAGCACCAAGGCCAAGUCAAACUGCUCCAAAUAUUCCGUCUUGCAGAAAUAAAUUAUUGGAAUGUGAUCAACUCAGUUAUCUUUGUAAUGAAGCUGGUAGCUCAUGGAAAGUUGAUUGUCCUAUAACCUGCAAUACUUGUCCCAAGGUGUCUUCAACAAAGCCUCCUGCUGAAGAGUGCGAAGAUUUGUUAUCGACAUGUUCCACUCAGAAAAAGCUGUGUUUUGAAGGAACCGCAGAUGUUGUCAAAGCCAUGAGAAGUAUAUGCCAAAUUACAUGUAAUUCGUGUAAUAAAAAUGAAGCAGCAACAACGAUUGCAACACCCCAACAACCAGUGGAAAUAACUGUUAUUAUUCCCGGUUCUUGGACAAGUACAGUAUUGCCACCAUGUGAAGACACAGCUCCAUCAUGUAAGGCAAUAGGCCGACUUCCAGGUUUUUGUGAAAAAGAGGAAUGGCAAUUUCGUUGCCCAAGUACUUGCAAUACCUGUGAAAAGCAAGGAUUAUCUGUUACGUUUCCUACUGUUUCACCAACACAACCUGCCCCUGUUCCUUCCUCUUUUACGGCAGUGGCAGGUUGCAGAGAUUUGCAAGACAAUUGUCCAAAUUACAAGAAUUUUUGUAAUCUUAAAAGCAGUUCAUGGAGGCAAACUUGUCCAGUUACUUGUAAUGCCUGUAAUGAAAUUGCUUCUCCAGUUACAGUACCGACACAACCUUUGAUGCAAGUUCAACCAACUUGCGUGGACACAAGAGAAAACUGUGCGGAGUUCAAAAUGCUAUGUGAUGCAUCAGAUGAUAUGUGGAGAAGAGAAUGUCCUAAAACUUGCAAUACAUGUGGGGGCGGAACUGUACAACGACAACGAGUGGUGCAACCUGCACAGCCACAGAGAGCCGUACCAGUACGACAGCCUGUAUCCACAUCAGGAUCAACUUCCGAAUGUAAAGAUACUCGAUCAGAUUGCAAAGCAGCGAGUCAACUUUGUAGUAAAGAAGACAGUGGAUGGCAGGAGGUUUGUCCAGUAACUUGCAAUGUGUGCAACAAGGUUAAACCAGCUACACCACAAAGGCCAUUUACACCAGUUGCUUCACAAUGCGAAGAUACUAGACAAGAUUGUAAAGCAGGGCAAAGUCUUUGCGAAAUACAGAACAGUGGUUGGGAUAAACUUUGCCCUGUAACAUGCAACAAAUGUGUCCCCAGCGGGGGUUCAAUAGUACAACCUGCAGAGCCAGUACGACCUGUACAACCAGUACGCCCUGCACAACCAGUACGCCCUGCACAACCAGUACGCCCUGCACCACCAGUCAAUCCAACACCAAGGCCUGUCGUUCUACCAGUAGCAUCACAAUGUAGAAAUACAAGAGAUGAUUGUAAUGACUUAAGUCAGCUUUGUGGUAUACCAAAUGGCGUGGAUGAAAUCUGUCCAGUAACUUGCAAUACCUGUGGGAAAAUAGCCACUACAGUGACUACUACAACUACACAGGCACCACAAACUCCACCAGCAGUACCACCUCAACAAGCAGGAGCUCAGAUAUGUAGAGACAAUAUUGCGGACUGUAGUAAAUUCAAAGUCCUGUGUACUCAACCAGGAAAUACUUGGAGAACUGACUGUCCUGUAACAUGUAAUACCUGCCCCCAAGGAUCAAUUCGGCCUCAAUUACCUAACAUACCCAGGCCUCUACCACCCACUCAACCCCCUGUCAUUCGAACACUUGCUCCUUUAACUACUCAACCUACCUCUCGUGCCCCAGUAGUAGCUCGUCGACAAGUUAACGUACCAGGUUGUGUUAAUGAAUAUGAAAAAUGUGAUGAAUUGGUUGACACCUGUACAAUUGGAACUGAAGAAAAUAAAGCCAUAAUGCGUAAAGUUUGUCCUGUGACAUGCAAUACAUGUGGAGUUUCAGUCUCAGAAUGCGAAGAUACAAUGCCAGAAUGCAGAGAGCAAAGUUCUUUGUGUGAGGAAGGGGAGGCAAAGCAAGUGGAAGCGAUGCGUCAGGUUUGUCCUGUAACAUGCGGAACGUGUGGUAAAGAUUCUGAUUCAACAGCUUUAUCUGAAGGUGGUAGUGCUGUCUCUACUCAAACAGGAGGAUCGACACAGCAAAAUCCUUCUGGUGUCUGGUCAGACUGGACAACUUGCUCAGUAACAUGCGGAACAGGACAGCAAGCAAGAGCUUUGAUUUGUCCAAAACAAGGGGAAUCAGACUGUCAAUCAAGACAAGAAAUAAUUCAGUGUUUCGCUAAACCUUGUGCGCAACAGCCCGCUGUUGUUACUGCUGCAGAAGCAAACAAACGAGGAAAGAUUUGUGAAACAAACUCCUCAGGAGAUGAUGUUUGUGAAAGCUUGGCAAAAAAUAUGGGUGAAGGUGUUAUGUGCGAAAAUGAAACAUUGGCAAACAACUGUAAAAAGACUUGCAAGAAGACAUGCUAAAUAUCAUAUUGAUUGGAAAUCUUAUCUUUUUUAAUGAGAACUUGUUCUGUAACAACUUGAAUAAGAAACAAUAAAAUAAUUGUUAAGCUGUCAUGAGUUUCGAAAAUGAGAAAGUAGCUGCAUACAAUUUUUUUAUCGAUGCUGAAUAUGAUCCAGUUUUAAAUUUUAAUACAAGUUUGACACGUCAUAUUGUAAUAAGAAUAAAAUAACUUGGAAGUACCAAUAUUUUUUCGAAAUAUAUUCAGCCUGAAUCUUAGAUGAAUUCUACUUACUUCUCAAGGUUUCAGCUCAUUUUAUGUGUAUAAUAUUAGUUGAGUAAGAACUAGAAGAACAACAUUGUUGAAUCUAUUAAAAUUAGAUAAAGCCUUAUAAAAUUGUUAUAUGGUUUUUAAAUUACCAAUUGAAUGUAAAAAACAUUAUAAUCUCCAUGUUAUGAUUCAUUUGAUUUGUGAUUCAAAACCAUUCCAGAGUACAAAAGCUUAAACAUGAAUUGCUGAAUAUUUUACAUUUUUCAUUUACCUCCCCAUAUUUGUGUAAAAUUUUCACUUUCAUUAUAUGUCAGUCUGAGCAUCGUUACUAAAAUAUAAUAGAGAGCAACGGUGGUUUGAAA
Molecule: messenger RNA, 5467 nt
Organism: Styela clava
Lineage: Eukaryota; Metazoa; Chordata; Ascidiacea; Stolidobranchia; Styelidae
Source: RefSeq, a predicted model, not a curated record